This is a messenger RNA of Brassica oleracea var. oleracea, 1676 nucleotides long. RefSeq names its product nuclear pore complex protein NUP58-like. Bases 87 to 1469 code for a protein of 460 amino acids. The transcript has 6 exons. Gene Ontology annotation, cellular component: nuclear pore. The record is from RefSeq and is a predicted model, not a curated record. Gene Ontology annotation, biological process: nucleocytoplasmic transport. Gene Ontology annotation, molecular function: structural constituent of nuclear pore. NCBI's taxonomy places the organism in Eukaryota, Viridiplantae, Streptophyta, Magnoliopsida, Brassicales, Brassicaceae.
GGUUUUGAAUAUCUUUCCCUCGACUCCAAAAUCCUCGCCGGCGAUAAGCAAACCCUAGAUUCGAUUCGCCGUCUGUUCAUCCAGCAAUGUCGUCGUUCAAUCCAUUCUCUACCCCACAGCGACAUCAGCAGACGCCUCAGCCGCAGAGCAUCUCCUUCUUCUCGCCACCGCAGAGCACUCCCUUCUUCUCUCAACUGCAACAACAGCAAACGCCGUCGUUUCAGCCGCACCAGUUCCAGCAGCAACAACAACAACAACAACAAAGUCAGCAGCAGCUGUAUUUGUUCACGAACGAUCAAGCUCCGGCGAGUUACAGCACCGAAUGGAGUGAUCUUCAUCCCGAUUCUCAGAAACUUCUCCUUGAGAUUGAAAAGAAGAUAUUGGAGUACACUAGUGAAAGCCUGAGGCUAGAUCAAUGCAGCCGACUUUACGAUUCUUCUAUUGCCACUGAAGGUUUUGAGUUUGAUGCAAGCCGCAUUGUUCAGGAGCUUGGUGGGAUUAAUGCUACCAUGGACAGACAAAAAGCUGUUCUCCACGAGCUUAUGCUGGUUGUUAAAGAUAUGUUUCGUAAUUCAGAGGUUGCCGUUAGGUCUUUCAUGAUGCUACAGCCAAGAUUCCGUCGUUCUAAACCAGGAGGAGGACGAGCUGUUGUUGUUAGUGGUGGUGAUUCUCAGCAACCACAGCCGCAGGGAGUGAACUCAGCUCCAGCUUCCUCUGGUGAACAGCAAGCAGUUCAAGUUUCUUACUUUUACCGUGGGAUCCCAAAGAAACCCACUGCUUUUCUGCUUCAAACAGUUGUGAGAUUUGAGAAGUAUCUAGGCGAGUGCCGGCAAUGGGUUGAGGAGCUGGAGCAGUUGCUCGCGUUGGAUUCUGACAAGUAUAAUCGACAUGUUUUAGUUUUGGAAUCUCUUCCGAAAGUCAUGUCUAAUGUGCAUGCCUUCUUUGUUCACGUGGCUGCUAAGGUAGAGAAUGUUCACCAGUACAUUGAAUCGUUGAGGACAGCGUAUCUUGCUGACCAGCGGCGGAGAGGAGAAUGCAAUGAUCCGUUUCUUGAGGCUGAUCGGAGGGAAACAGCAAAACAGGAAGCUGCUGCUAAAAGGGUCCACCCAACUCUUCAUCUACCUGCUACUUCUACUACUACUACAAGUGCACAAACCUCAACACAAGUUGCUGGGUUGAUUACUAGCUCAGGGGUAUCGAAUGCUCCACAAACACCUGCAGCCUUUCCAACAUCAGGAGCUGGCUUGUUUCCUGACACACCUGCGUCAGUACCUUCGUCUUCUCUCUUUGCUACACCAGUUAGACCAGUUUUCGGUGCUCCACCAGCUUCUGGAUCUUUGUUUGGCCCGCCAACUCCGUCAAAUCCUGCUACGCCUUCACAGUUUGCAGGUCCUUCACCUGGUUCAGGAGCCAAGUUCAGUUCUCUGACAAGACCUUCAAGGUUCAAAUCCCGAACUUCACGACGUUAGACACUUGAUUUUUAUCAAGUUCCAUCUCUCAGCCUUGACCACGCCUCAUUUACAAGCCUUGAGUUCAUUCAAUAUGAUGAUUGUAUGUUCUCGAAAGUAUAGUCACAGGGAACAAAAGUGAAUAGUGUAUCAUCUAGAAAGUGUUAUUGUCUUCAUGAAGGGGACGACAUGUUUCUCUUGAAUAUAUCAAUCCGUGAAUAUUUUACC